Brassica rapa (field mustard) is the source of this 4377-nucleotide messenger RNA. RefSeq names its product cation/H(+) antiporter 20. Lineage: Eukaryota; Viridiplantae; Streptophyta; Magnoliopsida; Brassicales; Brassicaceae. Gene Ontology annotation, biological process: proton transmembrane transport; regulation of pH. Gene Ontology annotation, cellular component: membrane; endomembrane system. Gene Ontology annotation, molecular function: antiporter activity. The record is from RefSeq and is a predicted model, not a curated record.
GUGAUUUAAAUUUCAAUACACUAAUAAAAUGUCAUAACCCGUGGUAUGUAAUAUCUUUAAGGAUUAGAAAAAGAAAAAACCAUUUUAGUAGAUAAUGAAAUUUUCAUUUAAAGAUAUCAGGUUUUGAAGUUGUAUAAACACAUUCUAAAAUAUUGUAAACUAUUCAUGUACAUAAUCAAUAUACAAUCCCUAAAACAGAUAUUUGUCUCAAUCAUAUUUUCUUGUUAAGUACUGUAUUUUUAUUUUCUUAGUGCUUUUGUUCACGACAACAUCUAUGAGGCAGUCCACUACUUUAGAUCAGGUUUUUUUCAUAGAAGCUCAAAUCUGGUUAUGCCACCAUUCCAUACUCGUGUAACGUCAUUUGGCUCGUAAAGUCAACCACAACUAUUCUUAUUUCAAACUUGGCCAUCAAUUGAAUUAUAGAACUAUCUAGUCGUGUAAAAGUAAGGAGAAAAGUCGUAAAUACAAACAUCGUUAUAGAGAAACCACUUCUUGGAAAAAUCCACAGCUCUAUUUGCUGAAAAUAAUGCCAAAACUAUAUUCUAAAAGGAUGGAUUAAUAUGGGAAGUCAUAGAUACGUACGUGGUCAACUGGUUGCAUUAUUUGCUUAAACACAUCCCCACCGACGUAGCAUAAUGUCAGCGCCGGUGUCUCGCGUCCCACGUGCGAUUCACAUGAUUCCUACUUCGUUGAUAAGCCAGUCUAUUAUUUUGCAAUUUCCCGUUGUAAGAUGAGUUUCGUUCGUAAGUUGUCUAGAAUUAAUUUCAUGAGCAAAUAUUAAUUUUUUUAUUAGAAUACAAAAGUGCCGUAAAGAAACAAAAAGACAAAAACUACAAUCAAAUGGCAUAGUUAUAACAUAAAUUAAGAGACUGACCAAAAACGACAAAGAAAAAAUCACCCGCAUCCAGCAACAUACCCAUAAAACUCCAACAAAGAAACACUAUUUCCAACCCCAAAACAUAUUUGCAGAUGUUGUUUCUAAAGUUUGUUAAAGGGUUAAAGAAUAUAUAUAUUUAAUCAACCAAAAUAAAUAUAUAUGUUUAUAAUUAGUUAAUUAGGUCUAGAAUUAGUUAAUUAGGCAAGGGGCUAAAAAUAUAUAUUUUUAAAAGUAUUUGUAACAAAGUAAAGUGGUGGCAACAUAAGUACCUAAACGUUGUUUUGCGUAUAUCCUAAUAAAAUAACAUGUCAUCUGAUCAAAUAAUAUGUUAUUGAGAAAACAAUUAAAAAUAAUGUAACUUAAAAAAAAUGACAAGCACAAUAAACAUUCAUGAAUUUUACUGUUACAUGCCGACUUAAAAGAGAAACUUAAGAAUUUGAUUAAAGUUUAUAACAACCACACGGUUGGAUGUGUGAGUACAUAUUUAAAGCUUUUUUUGGGUCAAAUACAUUUUUACAAUUUAUACGUUACAGACUUGCAGUAAACCAGAAUAGUUCAAAGUCACACGUGAUAUACAGAAAGUGAACACAAGUUAGAAGCAAACAUGAUUAACUUUUUGAAUCUUCAAACAAAAAAAAUGCCUAUAAAUGUCUUCACGUAACCUUCUGGUCACUUGAACUAUAUCCCAAGUUCCAAAUAUAGCCUUUCUGAAUAGAGAAGAGAAGAGAGACAAAAGAGUCCAACGAAAUCUCCAAAAUGACCUUUAACAUAACCGCCGUGAAAACCUCAUCUAACGGAGCAUGGCAAGGCGACAAUCCCUUGAACUUCGCGUUUCCGUUACUCAUAAUCCAAACGGCGUUAAUCAUCGCCGUCAGUCGCUCCCUCGCCGUCCUUUUCAAACCACUUCGCCAACCUAAAGUCAUCGCCGAGAUCGUCGGAGGGAUCUUGUUAGGACCGUCUGCUUUAGGACGAAACACGACGUACAUGGACCGUAUCUUCCCGACAUGGAGCAUGCCUAUACUCGAAUCCGUCGCGAGCAUAGGCCUCCUCUUUUUCCUCUUCCUCGUCGGUCUCGAGCUCGACUUAUCGUCCAUCCGACGAAGCGGGAAACGCGCGUUCGGAAUCGCGGUCGCCGGAAUCACGCUCCCGUUUCUCGGCGGCGUCGGAGUCGCGUUUGUGAUCCGCAACACUCUCUACACCGCCGUCGAGAGACCGGGAUACGCCGAGUUUCUCGUUUUCAUGGGAGUCGCUCUCUCCAUCACAGCCUUCCCUGUGUUGGCGCGUAUCUUGGCGGAGCUCAAGCUUUUGACGACUCAGAUCGGAGAAACCGCGAUGGCUGCAGCCGCUUUCAACGAUGUAGCCGCGUGGAUUUUACUCGCUUUAGCGGUUGCGUUAGCGGGUAACGGUGAGGGCGGUGGGGAGAAGAAGAGUCCGUUGGUGUCUGUGUGGGUUAUGUUGUCAGGUGUGGGAUUUGUUGUUUUUAUGUUGGUUGUGAUCCGACCCGGAAUGAAAUGGGUCGCGAAACGGGGAUCUCUUGAAAACGGCGUCGUACGUGAGUCUUUCGUGUGUUUGACGUUAGCUGGAGUUAUGGUUUCCGGUUUCGCGACGGAUUUGAUUGGGAUUCAUUCUAUUUUCGGAGCGUUUGUUUUCGGUUUGACUAUACCGAAAGAUGGAGAGUUUGGUCAGCGAUUGAUUGAACGGAUUGAGGAUUUUGUCUCCGGGUUACUCUUACCGCUUUAUUUCGCCACGAGUGGAUUGAAAACUGACGUGGCGAAGAUCAGAGGAGCUGUGUCGUGGGGGAUGUUGGGUCUUGUUGUGGUUACGGCUUGCGUUGGAAAGAUCGUCGGGACUUUCGCGGUAGCGGUGAUGGUUAAGGUUCCGGCGAGAGAAGCGUUGACUCUUGGUUUCUUGAUGAAUACGAAAGGUUUGGUGGAGCUCAUUGUACUCAAUAUAGGCAAGGAGAAAAAGGUGCUAAACGACGAGACGUUUGCGAUACUAGUGCUAAUGGCACUCUUCACAACGUUCAUUACGACGCCGACUGUAAUGGCCAUUUACAAGCCGGCACGUGGUACACACCGCAAACUAAAGGACUUGUCGGCGAGCGAAGACUCCACCAAGGAAGAGCUUCGUAUCCUCGCCUGCCUCCAUGGUCCAGCCAAUGUCUCAUCUCUUAUCUCUGUCAUCGAGUCCAUCCGAACCACCAAGAUGCUGCAGCUAAAACUAUUCGUCAUGCACCUCAUGGAGCUAACAGAACGAUCCUCGUCAAUCAUAAUGGUGCAAAAAGCCCGUAAAAACGGGUUCCCUUUCGUCCAGCGUUACCGUCACGGGGAGUGUCACAGUAGCGUCAUAGGAGGCUUCCAAGCCUACCGUCAACUGGGCCGAGUCGCGGUCCGGCCUAUUACCGCAGUCUCUCCCUUACCAACAAUGCACGAAGACAUUUGCCACAUGGCAGAGACCAAGAGAGUCACAAUGAUUAUUUUAUCUUUCCACAAACGAUGGAACGUUGAUCAUGGUCAUAGCCACCACCACCACCAUCAAGACGGAGGAGAUGGAAACGUGCCGGAAAACGUCGGCCAUGGCUGGAGAUUAGUAAACCAGAGGGUUUUGAAGAACGCGCCGUGUUCCGUGGCGGUUCUUGUUGACCGUGGACUUGGCUCCAUUGAGGCCCAAAGUUCGAACAUUGAUGGCUCUAAUGUGGUGGAAAGGGUUUGUGUGAUUUUCUUUGGUGGGCCUGACGACCGUGAGGCUUUAGAGCUCGCCGGGAGAAUGGCGGAGCAUCCUGCGGUUAAAGUUACCGUUAUUAGGUUUUUGGUGAGAGAAACGUUGAGGAGUAACGCCGUCACGUUACGGCCGGCACCGAGUAAAUGCAAGGAGAAGAAUUAUGCCUUCUUGACAAACAACGUGGAUCCAGAAAAGGAAAAGGAAUUAGAUGAAGGAGCAUUAGAAGAUUUCAAGAACAAAUGGAAAGAAAUGGUGGAGUACAAAGAAAAGGAACCAAACAACAUAAUUGAAGAAACAUUGUCAAUAGGACAGAGUCAAGACUUUGACCUCAUAGUGGUUGGAAGAGGGAGGUUGCCGUCCGCCGAGGUGGCGACGUUAGCUGAGCGUCAGGCCGAACAUCCUGAGUUAGGUCCUAUCGGGGACGUGCUUGCCUCUUCGAUCAACCAAAUCAUCCCAUCAAUACUUGUGGUUCAACAACACAACAAAGCUCAUGUAGAAGAGAUGACGGUUUCCAAAAUCGUCAAUGAGUCUUCUCUAAGUAUUAACGGAGAUACAAAUGUAUAAACAUAAGGUAUUGAUGUACCUAGUUGAACUUUGCCUUAGUGCUUAAAGUGGUAAGAAUUGUAGAAAGAUCGUUCUACUUAUAAAUAAAUAACCAUGAUUAUGCAUCAAAUUGCAUCUUGUGAGAUAACGUGGGAUUAUUGGUUGGUGUAUUUUAAUAAAUUUAAAAAUCCAAACUAAAUAUAGUGUUGUUUGUUAUCUAUACUAUUAUUUAUGAA